AUGAAACGCCACAGGCAUCUAAGCACCAGUGACAGUUCAGACAAUGAGAGUCCUUCCACUUCCUUUUCUUCUUGUUCUAAAUACAGGAGCAAGUCAAAAACACCAGCAAAUGAACAAAAGAAACCUGCUGAGGUGUUCCGCAAGGAUCUCAUUAGUGCCAUGAAACUACCAGAUUCUCACCAUGUCAACCCUGAUGAAUAUUAUAUCUUUGCGGACACGUGGAAACAAGAAUGGGAGAAAGGGGUUCAAGUUCCAGCCAGUCCAGAAACUAUUCCACAGCCUUCUCUCAGGGUUGUAGCAGAAAAGGUGAAAGAAGUACUGUAUACGCGACCCAGAAAAUAUAUCCACUGUUCCAGCCAAGAGCCCACAGAACCAGGUUACAUAAACAUUUUGGAACUGGCAGAAUCUGUGUGUCGCUAUGACUUGGAUGACAUGGACAUCUUUUGGCUUCAAGAGCUAAAUGAAGAGCUUACAGAAAUGGGAUGCGGGCCCCUGGAUGAAAACACAAUGGAAAAGACAAUUGAAGUGCUGGAACGGCACUGUCAUGAGAACAUGAAUCACGCUAUUGAGACUGAAGAAGGAUUGGGUAUUGAAUAUGAUGAAGAUGUCAUCUGUGAUGUGUGCCGGUCCCCUGACAGUGAAGAUGGGAACGACAUGGUGUUUUGUGACAAGUGUAAUAUCUGUGUCCAUCAGGCAUGCUAUGGAAUCUUAAAAGUACCUGAAGGGAGCUGGCUGUGUCGCACCUGUGUCCUGGGAAUACAUCCUCAGUGCCUCCUGUGUCCCAAAAGAGGAGGUGCCAUGAAAGCUACCAGGACAGGGACCAAGUGGGCACAUGUGAGCUGUGCUCUCUGGAUUCCAGAGGUUAGUAUUGCUUGCCCAGAAAGGAUGGAGCCAAUCACAAAGGUGUCUCACAUUCCACCAAGUCGAUGGGCUCUAGUGUGUAGUUUAUGCAAGCUGAAAACUGGUGCUUGCAUUCAGUGCUCUGUGAAAAGCUGUAUCACUGCCUUUCAUGUCACCUGUGCCUUUGAGCAUAGCUUAGAGAUGAAGACUAUCCUGGAUGAUGGGGAUGAGGUCAAGUUCAAAUCGUAUUGUCUAAAGCACAGCAAGAACAAACAGAAUUCGCUGCCUGAUGUUGAUGAGCACCCCAAGAGCGUGUCAGACCAGAAGCAAACCGAGAGCGAGAAAACCAGUUUGCGAGCCCAGAAACUCCGAGAGCUGGAAGAAGAGUUUUACUCACUAGUUAAAGUGGAGGAUGUUGCAGCAGAACUGGGCCUUCCUAAACUUGCUGUAGACUUCAUCUACAAUUACUGGAAAUUAAAGCGAAAAAGUAACUUUAACAAACCAUUGUUUCCUCCCAAGGAGGAUGAAGAAAAUGGCUUGGUGCAGCCAAAAGAAGAUAGCAUUCAUACUCGCAUGAGGAUGUUCAUGCAUUUGAGGCAGGACCUAGAGAGGGUAAGAAAUCUCUGCUACAUGGUAAGCAGGAGAGAGAAACUGAAGCUGUCUCACAGUAAAGUACAUGAACAGGUCUUCAAUUUGCAAGUCCAGCUCAUUAAUCAGGAAAUCGCUGCAGGCCAUACCCUGACAAGUGCACUAGAGAACACACUGUUCUACCCACCUCCCAGGAUCACCCUGAAGUUAAAAAUGCCCAAAUCAGCACUAGGAGAUUGUAAAAAUAACUCGCUGAAGCCUGGCAACAGACCGCUUUCUCCUGACAACAACAGCACUGUUUACAGCAAACGGAGCAUGCCGAUGUCAAAGGAAUCGUUUGAAAUUAAAGCAAAAUCUUACUCCAGGUAUCAGCACGACAGCAGAAGUAACGGGUUGCUGGCAGGGAUUGGCAAGCCUCGGAGCGAGGCGAAGGAUUCUGGCCCCAUGCAGAUGCCGGAGUUUCACCGGGGCCAGCCGUCCGGGAAGCCCUUAGCGCUCCAGGCUGCUUUGCACGGACAGUCUUCCAUUGGGAAUGGGCGGGUGCAGCAGGAGAACUCGAGGCUGGCGGCCAAGUCCAACGGUCUGAUGGGCAGGGCUGGAGACGUGAGCCAGAGAGACAGCUCCAGCCAGACGCCCUACGACCAAGAGUCCGUGCUCACGGCUCACUUGGCCAGCCAGAGCGGUUUCAGAAAAUCCACCAUAGAACAUUUUAGCCGGUCCUUUAAAGAGGCUACCAACAGUCUCGUGAGGACAACAGAAGAUCUCCGGUGUUGUGAAAAGCCAACAAGAAGACUUGCAACAAAAGAUCGCUUGUGGAGCAAGCAGACACUUGAAGGUGCUCCGUACCAAGACAACGACGGGUACUGUCCUGACUUAGAGCUGAGUGACUCUGAAGCAGAAAGUGAUGAAAACAAAGAGCAAGUCAGGUUAAGACGAAGUAGCUCAGAGAGAGAAAGCCCAAGUAAGGACUUUGGAAGAGAUUGUCACAAUAGAAACAAAAAGAAUAUGGUUUCUCACAGUUCGGUACAAAGGUGA
Charadrius vociferus (killdeer) is the source of this 2463-nucleotide messenger RNA. RefSeq names its product jade family PHD finger 3 (gene JADE3). The record is from RefSeq and is a predicted model, not a curated record. Bases 1 to 2463 code for a protein of 820 amino acids. Gene Ontology annotation, cellular component: histone acetyltransferase complex. NCBI's taxonomy places the organism in Eukaryota, Metazoa, Chordata, Aves, Charadriiformes, Charadriidae. The transcript is spliced from 10 exons. Gene Ontology annotation, biological process: regulation of transcription by RNA polymerase II.